This is a messenger RNA of Ectocarpus sp. CCAP 1310/34, 2000 nucleotides long. The record is from the annotation of a GenBank genome assembly. NCBI's taxonomy places the organism in Eukaryota, Phaeophyceae, Ectocarpales, Ectocarpaceae.
AUGUGUCCGGCACUAUCCAACAUCACUCAACUCGUGAGGUUUCAGUAUGUAGCUAUCCCCACGCAGCGCGUCUAUGUCUCAAAAACCAUUGCAUCUGUGAGGUUUCAGUAUGCAGCUAUCCUCACUCAACACGUCUAGGUGUCUCGCAAUCUCCAAUACAAAUCACCUGAGAGGUUUCAGUAUGUGUCUAUCCUCAUUCAACGCGUCUUUGUGUUCGGCACUCCAACAUCACUCAACCCGUGGGGUUUCAGUAUGCAGCUAUUCCCACUCAACCCGUGCAUGUGUCUGGCAAUCUCAAACCUCGAUCACUCAACCCGUGGGGUUUCAGUAUACAGCUAUAAUCACUCAACACGUCUAUUUGUCCGGCAAUCUCCUACAUCACUCAACCUGUGAGGUUUCCGUAAGCAAUCCUCACUCCGCGCAUCCAUGCGUCACGCGCCUUUGAUAGCGCAUACUAUGGGGGCUAUAUUUGGGGUAGCGUGUUUGACAGCGCUUUGCCAACAGCGCCAAUCCACUUAAGUCUACAUGGGGGGGGGGAGGGUACUCAUUGUCGUGCAUGCCGUAGUCGUUAGACCAUUGACCUCGCAUCCCUACAAAGCCGGGACGGAGCACGCCGGGUUCUCACCGGACCAGGCUCUCACAUCACCAAGCGCGAAGCGCCGUGAGAUAUUCGGCGAGUCGCAUGAAGGGUGCGCUGCAUCCUGCUAAGGGUUUUCGGCAUCUUGUGCUUACUUCCUUGCGUACGGAUGACAGCUGCGUAUGAAUUAAUUUAUUUUCUGGUGCUUUCACUUCCAGGAACAGUUGUAAGCACUGUGUAACUGCCUCGAGGGUGCUUCACCGUUUUAACACAACGUGGUGCGAUCAUCCCCCUUGCGCGGAGUGAGGGUUCUCCACCCCGCACAACAUGAUCUACUCGACCACCAUUAUGGUUACCGCCAAAAUAAAAACAGAGGCAAAAAAACAACAAACGGUAACCUGGUUGCCGAGUUCACGAAGUGAAUUGACUUGUUUUACAACGUCUACGUCGUUGCCAAGCGACGAAAACCCAACCCCGAUGGCAAAACACCGGGGGGGGCAUGGGUCCUCGGGGGGGGCGGAAAUUUCGUGUCCCCUGCUUCGCUUUUUCCUAUACGUGAUGUAAGAUAAAUCACCAAAUUUCGCUGAAAAACCACCUUCCCGACCCCGGAUAAAAAAUCUGAGACCGGAUAUCGCAUGUACACACCCAGAGCAACCCACAGUUGACUUUUCAGACCUUAGGAGGUUUGGCAACAACUCCAAUCUCAACCUCACUUCGGCAUACGCCGGAAGGCCCCCACGAUAUCCUGGCUUCGGCUGGGCUUGAGUUAACCGUUUUGCUGUCCUCCGCUCUUUGCUUCAGUGGCUUGCUGGAUUCGGGCGAGGGCAUGUGUGGAGCUAUGGCAGUGUAGUCUAUGUGUUGCAAUUUUGUUUAAGUCACCUAGCUGCUGACACGAUGACUGUUGGAUCUUGGAAGUGUACGAUUAUCAGAUUGGGAAAUAGAUGCAGCAUACCACGAUAUUCUGGCUUCGGCUGGGCUUGAACUAACCCUUUUGCUGUCCUCCGCUCCUUGCAUCAGUGACUUCCUAGGUUCGGGCGAGGGCAUGUGUGGAGCUAUGGAUGUGUAUGUGUUGCUACUAUUUUGUUUGAGUCACCUAGCUGCUGACACGAUGACUGUUGGAUCUUGGAAGUGUACGAUUAUCAGAUUGGGAAAUAGAUGCAGCAUACCACGAUAUUCUGGCUUCGGCUGGGCUUGAACUAACCCUUUUGCUGUCCUCCGCUCCUUGCAUCAGUGACUUCCUAGGUUCGAGCGAGGGCAUUUGCGUAGCUGAGAUGUGUGUCUGCGUGAAAGAAUAUGUAGAGAGAGUUGUAUUGGUAUUCGCAUCUAGCGCAUUGCACAUUUUUCGAAUGUUGGCCCCCUUCCAGGGGCCUUGAUUUUUUCCCGCUGGCACUGACGUCUUUAUAAAUUGGUCAGCCGGUUCGCG